Molecule: messenger RNA, 634 nt
Organism: Eimeria maxima
Lineage: Eukaryota; Apicomplexa; Conoidasida; Eucoccidiorida; Eimeriidae
Exons: 1
Source: RefSeq, a predicted model, not a curated record
AACUAGGUGCAGUCCGACGCGCAGCGGAGCAGCAGCGGCCCGUCGCCCCUGAGCCGACGGUUAUAGAUCUCGAAAUGGAGGAUGUGUCUGACUUCCACAGUGCAACCUCCGACACCUCUAGUGACAAUGAAGAAGGCCCGGACGAGCGGGCAGACGAGAGGGAGGAGAUCGGCGCCCUCGUUCAUGAGGGCCCCACACCUGAGCGGUCGUCGAUCACGACCCAACAGGCAUCAGCAGAGGAGGGGUCUUCGGGUGCAGAUGACCAAAACAGCAGCCUUCCAGGUCAUCAACGCUUGGCCCCGAGUGUGGGAGCAGCACCACUACCCCCAAACCAGCUGCAGGGGGCCCGAAGGUGGCCCAGCCGCGAGCAGCUAAGGGAACUGGUACUCCAAACUAUAGCACUGCGCAGGGCAGCCGCCUGCAGCAGCAAUGAAACUAGACCAUCACCACCUUCCUCAGCUCCCAACCACUCAGAAGACACAGCAUCCAGCGGACUGUUUGUGUUUGGCACACAAUCCACAGCUGCUAUCGCAACAGACCUGCCCUCUAACAGUAGCACAACGGAAGCAGGAGGGCAGGAAACUCACCAAUUCCGUUGCCCCAGCUGCAACGUGGACUUCCACAGCAAACGUGG